Molecule: messenger RNA, 1986 nt
Organism: Truncatella angustata
Lineage: Eukaryota; Fungi; Ascomycota; Sordariomycetes; Amphisphaeriales; Sporocadaceae
Product: ATP-citrate synthase subunit 1
Exons: 2
Coding region: 1-1986 (661 amino acids)
Biological process (GO): tricarboxylic acid cycle; fatty acid biosynthetic process; acetyl-CoA biosynthetic process
Cellular component (GO): cytosol
Molecular function (GO): ATP citrate synthase activity
Source: RefSeq, a predicted model, not a curated record
AUGUCUACUCCGGCCAACGGUGUCAACGGCACCUCUGGUGGUCUUUCCGCCAACGACAACAUCACACGGUUCGCUGCGCCCAGCCGGCCCCUGAGCCCUCUCCCCGAGCACGCCCUCUUCAGCGACAAGACGAGAUGUCUCGUCUACGGUCUGCAGCCCCGUGCCGUCCAGGGCAUGCUGGAUUUCGACUUCAUCUGCAAGCGGGCCACUCCCUCGGUUGCCGGUAUCAUCUACACAUUCGGUGGCCAGUUCGUCAGCAAGAUGUACUGGGGAACCAGCGAGACCCUUCUGCCUGUCUACCAGCAGGUCGAGAAGGCCAUUUCCAAGCACCCCGACGUUGAUGUCGUUGUCAACUUUGCUUCCUCGCGAAGUGUCUACACCUCAACCAUGGAGUUGAUGCAAUACCCCCAGAUCAAGACCAUCGCCAUCAUUGCUGAGGGUGUGCCUGAGCGUCGUGCACGAGAGAUUGCCCAUGUCGCUCGCAAGAAGGGUGUGCAAAUCAUCGGACCGGCCACUGUUGGUGGUAUCAAGCCCGGUGCUUUCAAGAUCGGUAACACUGGUGGUAUGAUGGACAACAUUGUUGCUUCCAAGCUCUACCGCAAGGGUUCCGUUGGUUACGUCUCCAAGUCUGGAGGUAUGUCCAACGAGCUGAACAACAUCAUUGCCCAGAACACAGACGGUGUUUACGAGGGUAUUGCCAUUGGUGGUGACAGAUACCCCGGCACCACCUUCAUUGACCACAUGCUCCGCUACCAAGCCGACCCUUCCUGCAAGAUUCUGGUCCUGCUUGGUGAGGUUGGUGGUGUUGAGGAAUACAAGGUCAUUGAGGCCGUCAAGAAGGGUGUCAUCACCAAGCCCAUUGUUGCUUGGGCUAUUGGUACUUGCGCCAGCAUGUUCAAGACCGAGGUCCAGUUCGGUCACGCUGGUUCCUUUGCCAACUCCCAGCUCGAGACAGCUGCCAUGAAGAACAAGCAGAUGAAGGAGGCCGGUAUCCACGUGCCUGACACCUUCGAGGACCUGCCCGUAACCCUCAGGAAGGUCUACGAGAAGCUGCUCAACGAGAAGACCAUCGUUCCCCAGCCCGAGCCUGUCGUUCCCAAGAUUCCCCUCGACUACUCGUGGGCUCAGGAGCUUGGCCUCAUCCGUAAGCCUGCUGCUUUCAUCUCCACCAUCUCCGACGACCGUGGCCAAGAGCUUCUGUACGCCGGCAUGCCCAUCUCGGACGUCUUCAGGGAGGACAUUGGUAUCGGUGGUGUCAUGUCUCUUCUGUGGUUCCGUCGUCGUCUGCCCGACUACGCCACCAAGUUCUUGGAGAUGGUUCUCAUGCUCACUGCUGACCACGGUCCCGCCGUGUCUGGUGCCAUGAACACCAUCAUCACUACCCGUGCCGGCAAGGACCUGAUCAGCUCCCUGGUCGCCGGUCUUCUCACCAUUGGUUCUCGAUUCGGUGGUGCCCUUGACGGUGCCGCUCAGGAGUUCUCGUCGGCCUCGGACAAGGGUCUCACCCCUCGUGACUUCGUAGACAUUAUGCGCAAGCAGAACAAGCUCAUCCCCGGUAUUGGUCACCGUAUCAAGUCGAGGAACAACCCCGAUCUCCGUGUCGAGCUUGUCAAGGAGUACGUGUUGGCCAAGUUCCCCAGCCACAAGCUGCUCGACUACGCUCUUGCCGUCGAGACCGUGACCACAUCCAAGAAGGACAACCUGAUCCUGAACGUUGACGGUUGCAUUGCCGUGUGCUUCGUUGAUCUCAUGCGCAACUGUGGUGCCUUCAGCCCCGAGGAGGCUGAGGACUACAUGAACAUGGGUGUCCUGAACGGUCUGUUCGUGCUGGGUCGCAGCAUCGGUCUGAUUGCCCACUACCUGGACCAGAAGAGACUCCGCACUGGUCUCUACAGACAUCCUUGGGAUGACAUCACAUACCUGCUGCCCACCCUUGCGGGUGCCGGGCCGGUCGGUGAGGGUCGAGUUGAGGUUUCCGUCAAAUAA